AUGAUCGAACACAUUGGGAAUCAGUAUGUUGUGGCCAGGCCAGUAUAUUCUGCAAAUGCCUUUGGGGAAGAACAUAAGAAGAAACAGAGACAUCAUAAGACCUUUCUGGAUCAUCUCAAAGUAUGUUGUAGCUGUUCUACACAAAAGGCCAAGAGAAUUGCCCUCUCUUUGCUCCCCAUAGCAUCUUGGUUACCAGCAUACCGGAUAAAGGAAUGGCUACUCAGUGACAUUGUUUCUGGAAUCAGCACAGGGCUGGUGUGUGUACUGCAAGGUUUAGCAUAUGCUCUGCUGGUCAACAUCCCUCCAAGCUAUGGGUUAUAUGCAGCCUUUUUCCCAAUCAUAAUCUACUUUUUCUUGGGCACUUCUAGGCAUAUAUCUGUGGGUCCAUUUCCAGUUCUGAGUGUCAUGGUGGGAGCAACAGUUAUGAGACUGAUCCCAACGGCCAACCCAGGUGCUAUGGAUUCUUCUAAUAGUUCAAUGAGUAAUGAUUCGUCAUUAAAUGAUCAUAAGGUGAUGGUGGCUGCCACGGUCACAGUACUUUCUGGAAUCAUCCAGUUGCUUAUGGGGGUUCUGCAGAUUGGAUUCAUGGUGAUAUAUCUGUCUGAAUCCCUAAUCAGUGGCUUCACCACAGCUGCUGCUCUUCACGUUUUGGUUUCCCAGCUCAAAUUUAUUCUUCAGCUGACUGUCCCAUCACACACUGAUCCUUUUUCACUUUUCAAAGUACUAAAUUCCAUCUUCACACAAAUAGAGAAGACUAAUAUUGCAGACCUUGUGACGUCCUUGAUUAUCCUCCUCAUUUUAUUUGUGGUUAAAGAAAUAAAUCAGUGCUACAAAGCCAAACUUCCAGUGCCCAUCCCAAUUGAGCUCAUCAUGACUGUGAUAGCAACAGGUGUAUCCUACGGCUUUGACUUCAAAAACAGGUUUAAUGUGGCUGUGGUUGGGAAGAUGCAAAGUGGAUUUCAGCCACCUAUCACACCUGACUUGGAAAUUAUCGAAGGAACCAUUGGAGACAGCUUCAGCAUUGCAAUCGUCGGCUUCAUGGUGGCCUUUUCGGUUGCCAGUGUUUAUUCCCUUAAACAUGAUUAUCCUAUCGAUGGCAAUCAGGAGUUAAUAGCAUUGGGACUGGGUAACAUAUUCACAGGAACAUUCAAAGGAUUUGCCUCAAGUACUGCCCUCUCCAGAUCUGCGAUUCAGGAAAGUACUGGAGGCAAAACACAGGUUGCUGGGAUUCUCUCUGCUGUCAUCGUGCUGGUUGUCAUUGAAGCCAUGGGAUAUCUUCUGGAGCCACUACAAAAGUCUGUCCUGGCAGCUUUAGCACUUGGAAACUUAAAGGGAAUGCUGAUGCAGUUCACGGAAAUACGAAGAUUGUGGCGAAAGGAUAAGUACGAUUGUCUAAUUUGGAUCAUGACCUUCAUCUUUGUCACUGUCCUGGGACUUGCUUUAGGCCUGGCAGCUAGCGUGGCGUUUCAGCUCCUGACCAUCGUGUUCAGGACCCAAUUUCCGAAAUGCAGCACACUGGCUAAUGUUGGAAGGAGCAACAUCUACAAGAAUAAAAAAGAUUACUCUGAUAUACAUGAACUGGAAGGAGUGAAAAUUUUCAGAUGUCCAUCUCCUAUUUACUUUGCAAACAUUAAUUUCUUUAAGCAGAAACUUAUUGAUGCUGUUGGCUUUAGUCCACUUCGAAUUCUACGCAAGCGCAACAAAGCUGUGAAGAAAAUCCGAAAACUGCAGAAGCAAGGACUGCUGCAGGUGACACCAAAAGGAUUUUUAUGCACUGUUGAUGGCUUGAAAGAUUCCGAUGAAGAGCUCGACAACAAUCAAAUAGAAGAACUGAAUCAGCCAGUCAAUACCGCAGACCUGCCCUUCCAGAUAGACUGGAACGCCAAUCUUCCUCUCAACAUUGCAGUUCCUAAAAUUGAACUACAUAGCCUUAUCCUGGACUUUUCAGCAGUGUCAUUUCUUGAUGUUUCUUCAAUGAGGGGUCUCAAAACGAUUUUGCAAGAAUUUAUCAGGAUCAAGGUAGAUGUUUAUAUUGUUGGAGCUGAUGAUGAUUUUAUUGAGAAGCUUAUACGGUGUGAAUUUUUUGAUGAUGAAGUCAAGGACUCAAUAUUUUUCUUAACAAUCCAUGAUGCGGUUUUGCAUAUUUUGAUGAAAAAGGAUUACAGUACUUCAAAGUUUAAUUUCAAAUCUGGAUUAGGAGUAAAAUUUGCUUUUACCAUAAAUACAAAUGGAGGAUUACAUAAUUGGGAAUGUAAGGUACCGGUUGAAACUCAAUUCUAA
Messenger RNA from Miniopterus natalensis, 2280 nucleotides. RefSeq names its product solute carrier family 26 member 3 (gene SLC26A3). The record is from RefSeq and is a predicted model, not a curated record. Gene Ontology annotation, molecular function: secondary active sulfate transmembrane transporter activity. Lineage: Eukaryota; Metazoa; Chordata; Mammalia; Chiroptera; Miniopteridae. Gene Ontology annotation, cellular component: membrane. Gene Ontology annotation, biological process: sulfate transmembrane transport.